Messenger RNA from Dichomitus squalens LYAD-421 SS1, 372 nucleotides. RefSeq lists its product as uncharacterized. The coding region runs from base 1 to 372 and encodes 123 amino acids. The transcript has 4 exons. NCBI's taxonomy places the organism in Eukaryota, Fungi, Basidiomycota, Agaricomycetes, Polyporales, Polyporaceae. The record is from RefSeq and is a predicted model, not a curated record.
AUGUUGCAAGAAGUCAUUAGGGCGUUCUACAUGUGCGGCCUCGAAGAGGCAGCGGCAGCAGACGCCGCUAGAGCGGUCGGUAUGCCACCCCGGAGCAUCAACCUAGGCAGCAUAGAUUUUGACGACCCGUCGUGGGCAUUGUAUCGGUACUGGCUCUUCCAAGACCACUCCUUCCGUCACGCACAAUCAGGCACGCAGCUGCGCGAGCAGUUGCAGCGUCUCGGUUUCCGACCGGAGGUCCUCCCGCUCACAUCAACGUUCGGCGAGACGUUCAUCCCACACCUUGAUGUGCGCGACUGGGCUCGGCGGCUCGCGGCGGAUGUGCAUAGGCGGACAUCGAGCAUCCCACCAAUGCCACCAGCGAGAUUGUAA